UAAUAUCUAAUAAAGACAAUGUUUAAUUAAAUGGAUUGUUUCAAUCCGAAAGAAAUUAAAACUAAGGAAUCUAUUAAUAUAAAAUAUGAUUGAAUUUGAUGAAAAAACACAAAGCAGUUUUAUUGAAUGGAUAACAUAUAAACUUAGUAUCUAUGAGAAUUCUAUCAAGAACAAUAUAUUCAAGCAAAACAAAUAUGCAGAAUAUCAAUAUGAAAUAUCGGAAAAUAUACGUAAAGUUCUUAUUCAUUCAAAACCUGAAGAACUGGUUACAUUUUUAAAAGAUAAGAAAGAUUAUAUUUUACUAUAUUGUUUUUUUUAUAUUUUUAACAAUAUCGAAUGUUCUCUAGCGCCUCAUAUUCAAAUAUCAUUAUUUCAAACACUAAAUACUUGGCUUUCUCGUUGUAUUCGGUGUGUGGAGCUUUUUCCUCCAUUGAAAGAUGAAUUAGUAGAUAUUUUUGGAAACCUGAUAUGGGAAAAAUUGUAUGAUUUUGUUUGGGAAAGAUGGGAAGUAAGCAACAUAAUUCAAAAUAUUUUACGAGAACUUUUUACAAAACUACUUUCUCUUCAAAAAAUCAUUAUACCAUAUGAAGAUUUUAAAAAAUCACUAAAUAAAAUUCUUUAUAGAGCAUUAAAUGAAAAUACAUCCAUGAAAGCAUCUAUAUAUAUAAUUGAUAUAUUAACAAAAUUUCUGGAAGUAGACUGUAUUUUAACAAUAGAACCCAACUUUUUUAUUUCGAGAGUAUUAUUUCUUAAAGAUAUUGGUUUGGCGCCAGCACUUUCAAAAAUGUUAAUAAAUUUUUUAACAAUUCUUAAACAAAAUUUAGACCAUCGUUUUCAGAAGGAUUCCAGUGAGAUUUGGAUAGAGUAUUGGCUUCCACAUGUUAUAGAAUGUUUUUGUAAAGAUGAUAUUAUUCUUAAGCAAAACAUUGCCAAAUGGCUUCUUCCGGGGAUUUUAGAACAAUCUAUUGAAUGUUAUAAAAUAGUUAUCAAUAGACUUAAGAAUAGUAAAUUAAGUUCUGAUCAAUAUUUUUCACUUUUAAUAAUUAUUCUAAAAAUUGGCAAUAACUUGAAUAUUCUUCAAGAAUUUAACAGUCAAAAUCUAAAAAAUCUUGGUCUUUUUCAAAACACGUUAUUGAAUCUUUUAAAUAGCUCGUCAAUAUCAAAUCGUUUAUCUCUCCUUUCUUUAAUUGUAGAAACUUCUAAACUUUCUACACCAAUUUCUUCUGAUAAUCUCACUCUUAUAAUGGAAACUCUUCCAAAUUUGAUUAUUGAUUCUAAUUCCAGCUCUCGAAGCUGUAUUAUUGAUAUCGUUAACAAAAUUCUUUUAAGACUUUGUUCUUGUUCACAUAGUUUCUCAAAAAAAUUAAAAAAAAUGGAUCAAACUGGAAUUUCCAAUGAAGAAGAAUUAACAAACAUUUUAACUAAUAUCGAAAAUUUCAUAUUAUGGUUAUAUGAUUUUAUAAAAAGUGAAAUGCUGCCAAGUCUAUCCUAUACACGAGUUGUUACCGCAUUAAAUAUUAUGAAAAAAUUAAUCAAUACAGGUAUCGAUCCAAAUAUAUCUUUGAAUUUUGAAAAAAAAACCAAAAUAAGUUUUCAUUUUUCUUUAAGGAUAUUUGAUGCUACAAUGAUUAGAAUUCUUACUGAUCAAUUUAUGAAUUCCUAUGAAGAACCACAAAAGCUAGCUAUAGAUCUAUUAUCUAUGUCUACGUUUCCAAUUCAUGGAUUAACACAGAACGAACUUACACUAUUUUUUAAUAGAUCUUUAGAACUUAUUAAAAGUAAUCGUACAAUAAGUGCAGAAGGCGGAGCCAAAGCAUUACUAUUUAUUUUUGAAAAAAUAAUUGUUAAACAUGAAGAAACUAUAAAAACAGAAGAUUUGGUUUCAAAAAUCAACAUUCUUGAUAAUCCUAUUAAAAUAAUAGAGAUUUUAAUUGAAGAGCUUAGAAAAUCAAUUCAAAUUGGCUCUAAAAAUUUACUGUUAGGUGUCAAUUCAUUUCCAUUGCAUGGAAAUUUACUUACUUUACAACAUAUUCUUAAUAGUAUACAUUCAAAAAAAGAAUUAUAUAUUAAAAUAAAAGAUUCCUUAGAUCCUAUAUAUAACAAACUAAUAUGUUUUUGCGAAGAUAUAUGGAAGAUUGUUAAUCCAAUUUUAUGUGAUGAUUCAUUUGAAAAUUUGUUUUCAGAAAAAAAUAAAAACAUAUCUAAAAAUGAAGAAGAUAUUCAAUAUUUUAUGGAAAUAAACAAUCUUAAAAUAUCAUCGAAUCAUUCACAAAUAAUAUUAGCUUAUUCAUGGAGGAGUAUAAAAGAAGCAAGUAUGCUUUUAGCUAUUAUUUUAUCACGCUCAGAUAAAACAAAUCAGCUAUCAAAAGCAACAUAUGAACAGUAUAAUAAUGGAGGAAAAUUAUUUAAAGAAUGGUUAAUAAAUAUUCGACAUCCUGGUGCACUUUUUACAAUUUAUUCAAACUUUAUUAUAUUAUGUUCUACCCUUUUUAUAUCCUCCGAAAAAGAGCUGAACUCUCUUCCAGAAUCUUGGCUUCAAAAAAUCAUAUUUUCUUUGAGAAAUAAGUCAUCAUUUAUUGCUAAAAAGAGCAGAGGGCUGCCUUAUUGCAUAACCGGUAUAUUAGUAUCUGAAACAAAUAGCUCUCGUCCAUUAUUAUUAAAGACAAUUGAAGAACUUAUGACUAUAGCAGAAAUUAAUCAUAUACAUCAAAAAGACCGCGUUAAUACAGCUCAAAUCCAUGCAUAUGAUACUCUAAGGGUUAUUUUUCUUGAAUCAAGGUUAUCAAAUAUUUCAACUAGGUUUAUUGAAAAAGGAUUUGUUUUAAGUAUUAAUGGUUUCAACUCUAAUAUCUGGACUGUACGUAAUUGCAGUAUGAUGUUGUUUAGUUCACUUCUAACUCGUGUAUUUGGAAGCAAAAAACAUAAACAGGAUUCUUAUCCUACUGUCAAAACGAUGUCAUCUAAAACUUUUUUCAACAAAUAUCCUAAACUAAGAGAAUAUCUUUUGCAACAAUUAAAAUAUCAUGUUUCUUAUUUAGAUAACUAUAAUGAAAAUAAUAUUUAUGUCGGACUAAAUCCAAUUUUGACUUUAAUAUCAUAUCUUGAAGUUACAAUGGAUUAUUCAAAUAACGAAUGGGUUGGCAUGGACAAAUUUAUGCCUUUUUUAGAUCAUUGUUCUAAAAUUCAUAUUUGGAAGGUACGCGAAAUGUCAGCAAAAGCAAUAUCAACUAUUAUUUUUCCAUCCAUGCGUAUAAAUACUAUUAUUAGCAUUCUAGAAUCUUGUGAAAGUGAUAUUCAAAAUACAUUGCAUGGAAAUUUAUUGAAAAUUAAAUAUUUAAUACAAAGUUGGAUAAAUUAUUUAAAUAAAAACAUUUUUCAUAUUAAUGAUCUACAAGCCUUUUAUACUAAUGUAACAAAUGCGUUAAUAAAGAAAUUCGAAAAUAUUGUUUCAAAUAAUCCUUGUGCUAUUACUAAAAGUCUUGUUUUAGAAAUAAUUUUUUUAUAUUUUAUAGAUCUUGAUUGGAUAAAAGAAAAAAUAAGUUCGAAAUUUGAAAAUACAAUAUAUACAGAAGAGACAAUGAAACUCUGCAUUAUGACUAUAGAAUUCUGUAUAGAUCUUUUUCAAUCAAAAAAGGAUCAUCAAAAAAUAAUUGGGAUGAACCUUUUUUUAAAACAAGCAUCUAUAAUACUUUUAUAUGGACUAGAAAAUUUUCCUCAAAGAAUCAAAAAAAACAUCAAAAAUGAAACAAUCAUUAUAGAUUUACUAGAAAAUUCUACUUAUGAUGUCAAAUUAAGCAUAUUUAACCAUUUAAGAUACACAACAAAAACAACACUUGUUUCCUCUUCCAUAAUCUUCAAAAUUUUCUCAAUUAUUUUAAAAGAAAGAUGGGAAGUCCUUACAACGAGUGCAGCAUUAUCUUUGUCCAAUUUAUUAAAUAUUUCUUCUUUUUCAUCUUUAAAUAUAGAUGAUUUAAAAAUUAUGAUAGCAAAAAUUAUACUUCUUUUAAAAGAUUCAUAUAGUUAUCCCCUUAAAAUGGAUGCUUUGAUUUCACUAACAUCAGCUUUAUUAUUUAAGUUAUGGCAUGUAGAGCCUAAAGAUAUUUAUUGGGAACAAUUUAAUCAGUGGAUUAAAUAUCUUGAUCUAAAUUCCGACGAAGAUAAAGAUCGAAUUAAUAGAAUGUCUGUAAUGCAAUCCUUAAAAUGUUUUUCAAAGCAUCUUAUUUUAAAUAAGAUUAGUGAUUAUUCUUCUCAACAAUCAGAAUAUAUUAUACCAAUUUAUUUUAUUUUGUUAAAGCUUUUAAAAGAUGAUGAUGAAAAAAUAAGGGAACUAGCAUCAGAAAUUGUUUCUCAAAUUAUUUUCGAAAAAAACAUAUUUUCUCCUGCAUAUUCCUCAAAACUUCUUCUUAAUCAUUUAUCUUCUAUUUAUAAAUAUUCCUUUACAUUUAAAAAAAAACUUUUAAAUUUACUUAUUAAUUCAGAAAAUAUUGACGAACUUCAAGCUAUAUUAUCUUAUUCUCAAGAAACAAAUAAUUUAUUUAUUUAUGAAAAAAAAAAUUUAUGGAGAGACACACUAAGAGACAAUUAUGAAAUAAUCAAGACAUUAGCUUUAUUAGAUGAUAAUGGAUACAUAGUCAAUAAAUUAACAAUAUGGGCCAAUUCUUUUGCAAAAACACUUUUACAGAUUGUUAUUGAAAAGGGAUAUGAUGGCCAUUUAGGCUGGACAUCUAAUGGUGAUGUUUAUAAUAUAAUAUCAAAAUUUAUAUAUAUAGUACAAUAUUUAGAAAAAACAUCUAAAAAAGAAGAAUCAUAUAUAGAAUUAAGGGAUAUAUUUGAGAAAAUAAUUAUAGAAUCUGAACGUAUCAAUAUUCAUAAAUGUUUAUUUAAUUCAAAAAUACAUUUAGACAAAAUUUUAUGCAAAAUUUGA
Messenger RNA from Pneumocystis murina B123, 4924 nucleotides. RefSeq lists its product as hypothetical. Gene Ontology annotation, biological process: tRNA methylation. The record is from RefSeq and is a predicted model, not a curated record. Bases 86 to 4924 code for a protein of 1612 amino acids. The transcript has 15 exons. Gene Ontology annotation, cellular component: cytosol. NCBI's taxonomy places the organism in Eukaryota, Fungi, Ascomycota, Pneumocystomycetes, Pneumocystales, Pneumocystaceae.